Silurus meridionalis is the source of this 715-nucleotide messenger RNA. RefSeq names its product sialoadhesin-like. The coding region runs from base 7 to 684 and encodes 225 amino acids. The transcript is spliced from 3 exons. Lineage: Eukaryota; Metazoa; Chordata; Actinopteri; Siluriformes; Siluridae. The record is from RefSeq and is a predicted model, not a curated record.
UUAUUAAUGAUGUCCCUCAAAAUGGAGCCACAAUUUUGUCUGAUGUUUCUCCUCAUGAUCUCAGGAGCUCUUGGGAAUCAAUGGAGUGUGAAAUACAGCCAAAGAAAUCUCUGUGCUGUAAAAGGAUCUACAGUGGUUAUGGAGGCCACUUACACACAUCCAACAGGUCUUACAGUGAAUAACAGGUUUUGGUUAAUAAACCCAGUUAAGGAUGUAGGAGCGACUGAUCUGCGUAAUGAAUCAGGUUACUCAGGCAGAGUGGAGUAUUUAGGAGAUAAACAGAAUCACUUCUCCCUCAGACUGAGUGAUGUGAAGAAAUCUGAUGAACACGAGUACUGCUUCAGAUUCAGAACAACUAAAGAUAAAUAUCAGGGUUAUCCUGGAAUUACACUCAGAGUUACAGAUCUUCAGCUGAUCGCUCCUGCAGAAGUGACAGAGGGAGAAUCAGUCAUUCUGACCUGUAAAACCACCUGCAGUCUGACUGAUCCAACAUUCAUCUGGUACAAAAACACACAUGAUUUAACCACAAACACCUUCAAGAGCAACGAACUCCACCUGCAGAGGGUCAGCAGUGAGGAUGCAGGCAGUUAUAACUGUGCUGUAAGAGGAUCUGAACAUCUCCCAUCUCCUGCUCAAUACCUCAGUGUCAGAUGUGAGUUUUAUUCAGUUUUUUAUUACUUAUAACUCAGUAUUUAAUAAAGUAAAACAAUACAAA